This is a messenger RNA of Leptopilina boulardi, 1560 nucleotides long. RefSeq names its product juvenile hormone acid O-methyltransferase-like. Bases 551 to 1390 code for a protein of 279 amino acids. The transcript has 6 exons. The record is from RefSeq and is a predicted model, not a curated record. NCBI's taxonomy places the organism in Eukaryota, Metazoa, Arthropoda, Insecta, Hymenoptera, Figitidae. Gene Ontology annotation, molecular function: S-adenosylmethionine-dependent methyltransferase activity.
UAAAUGACCAGUUCUCUCUUCGAGUCAUCUAUCAUUCGCUUUAUUCGUAAUCGUGAAAGAUCGCGAUUUUAGAAUUUCUACUAUUAAUAAGCACGCUCAUUAUCACUCACUUUUAAUAUAUCAGAUGACUAAACCACUACAGCAGACAGGCUGGAAGAAUUGAGAGUUGCCUAAUUAGAAGAAGAAUGAUGGUUGUUCAGUGUCACCGAUAUUUCGGAUACGGUCAUAUGGAAGAGGACUGCAAAAACGAAGGACAAAUCGGAUGUGUAUUUUAAGUGCAAUGAAGCCGAAUCAUAAAUUCGCAGAUUGUAAUGAAAAACCCAAGUCGCAGACAGCAGAGGAUUUGGAGUGUUCGAGUCAGUCCUUAAGGAGGAGGAAGCAACUGAUGAGGGAUGAAGAUAUUGCGGUUGUAGUCACCGGAUCCAGAGGAGGCGGACAGGCUGGAGAAAUUGGGACGCAUAAAAAUUGUCUUUACUAUUGCCGAAUUAAGAAAAAAUUAAAAUAUUUAAAGUAUCGGAGAAUAAAUAUUCGAGAAAGUUGGACAUAAAAAAUGGAUCAAGCAAAGGAAUAUUUGAAGCAAUCUAAUGGAGUUCAGACUGUAGUAAUAACAUCACUAUUAGAUGAAUUCGAAGAUGAAAUUAAGAAAAUGAAAGGAAAAAUUAUGGAUAUUGGUUGUGGACCUGGGAAUCAUACUAGAAAUUUACUUUUACCAAAAUUCCCCAAAGAUACAAUUGUUGUUGGAAUGGAUGUGUCAAAAAAUAUGAUUGACUGUGCACGAACAAUAAAUACUGGUGAAAAGCGAUUAACUUUUGAGCUAAUGAAUAUUGAGACAAAUGAUUUGCCUCAAGAAAAUAUUGAAAGAUUUGAUAAUGGAUUUUCAUUUUUUUGCCUUCAAUGGGUUCAGGAUAUGAAACGUGGUUUUGGAAAUAUUUACAAAAUGUUACGUCCUGGUGGAACCUUCAUAAGUUCGCAAAUUUUAUCAUUUGGCGUUUAUCCAGCUUACUUGAGACUUUAUCAAGAUCCUCGAUAUAAAGAAUAUAUGAAGGAUGUUUUUAAAGUUAUUAAUCCACUCUAUUUUGAUAAAACUCCAAGAGCAACUUUUAAAAAAAUACUACAAGAAAUUGGAUUUGAAGUGAUUCAUUGCAGUUUGAGGGAAAAUGUAUCGGGAUAUGAUGUCCCCGAAGAUAGGAGAGAACUUUUCCAAAGUAUAAACCAAUUUGUAAUACGGAUGCCAAAAAGUAUGCAAGAGGAAUACAUUGAUAAUAUUUUAAAAGAGAGUUUAAAGGAAAAAUCAGUUUUAUUUAGACCCAGUGAAAACCCUAAAGAAAAAGAUGAGGUGUUUGAUGUUUAUAAUUUACUAAUGCUUCACUUAAGAAAACCCUUAAGAUAGUUUGUACAUUCAAAAACAAAAAAAAAAAAAAUACUAGCAAAUUUGGCUACUUUUUAACUACCCUAAUUCAGUAGGUCCUCAAUUUAAGUAUUGAUUAUCAGAAAGUAGUUAAAAAAAAUUAAGAAUGUAGUUGGUAGAAUGAUUUUUGUUAAAUAAAUGUUUUAAAUCUA